AUGGGCACGGCGAAGCUCGGCGGCCCCAGGCCUGUUCAUGGCGGCGGAAGCUCCAUCCAACAGCUGCUUGGGUGGGUGGCGCCCGCAGUGGAGGAGUCCAUAGCGGCGUGGGCGCGGUGGAGCUCGGCGACGGGCGGCGCGCCUCUGACUCUGGUUGACUGCUCGGAGCGAGAUAUCGGGAAAUGGAAACUUGACGGGACCGGAGCAGCAGGGACUGUCAAGCAGCACAUCUCCAGCUUGGUGGCGUCGUCGCUCCGUGCGACGGCGCCUCAAGUGGAUGCACAACCCAUGGUCGAGGUCUGCGCGCAAAACUUUGGCGACUACCAGUGCAACAACGCAAUGGGAUUGUGGCCAAGAGUUCAAGGAUCAGCCGGGACGAGUUUCGGAAACCCAAAUGCUAUCGGGCAGGCCAUCGCCGAGAACCUGCCUGCCUGUGAUGCUAUUGAAUCAACCUCUGUUGCUGGUCCUGGUUUUGUGAAUAUCGUACUAUCCAACACCUGGAUUGCAAAGAGAAUACAAGAUAUGCUUGUAAAUGGUAUCAAAACAUGGGCACCCAUUGUUCCAGUCAAGAGGGUAGUGCUUGAUUUCUCAUCCCCUAACAUCGCAAAGGAAAUGCAUGUUGGGCACCUUCGGUCCACAAUCAUUGGAGAGACACUGGCCCGCAUAUUUGAGUUCUUAAAUGUCUAUGUUCUCCGCCGCAAUCAUAUCGGAGACUGGGGUACACAGUUUGGAAUGCUCAUAGAAUUUCUAUUCGAAAAGUUUCCGAAUUGGGAGGAACUUGGCAGUCAGGCCAUUGGUGACCUACAGCUUUUCUAUAAAGCAUCCAAAGAAAGAUUCGAUAAUGAUGAACAAUUUAAGGUUAGGGCUCAGCAAGCUGUGGUUCGGUUACAGGGAGGGGGUGAGAAAUAUCGUACAGCUUGGAAAAGGAUAUGUCAGAUCAGCAGGAACGAGUUCGACGAGGUUUACAAGCUCUUAGAUGUACAACUUGAAGAAAAGGGCGAGAGCUUUUAUAAUCCUUAUAUCACACAAGUUUUGGAGGAAUUGAGUAACCAAGGUUUGAUAAAAGAAAGCAAGGGUGCUCGCGUAAUUUUCAUUGAAGGUCAUAAAAGCCCUUUGAUUGUGGUUAAAAGAGAUGGUGGCUUCAACUAUGCCUCAACAGACUUAGCUGCUCUUUGGUACCGGCUGAAUGUUGAGAAAGCGGAAUGGAUAAUAUAUGUAACAGAUGUUGGUCAGCAGCAGCACUUUGAUAUGAUUUUCAAGGCUGCCAGGAUGGCUGGUUGGCUCCCAGAUCCAAAUGAGAAGAAGUUCCCGAAAACAAGUCAUGUUGGGUUUGGCCUUGUUCUUGGUGCAGAUGGUAAGCGAUUUCGAACUCGUAGCACCGAGGUUGUUCGGUUAUGGGACCUACUUGAUGAGGCUAAAUCUCGAAGUAAAUCAGUACUUGUGGAACUUCUCGAUAAAAAGGGUAAACUUGUUGACUGGACUGAUGAGGAAUUAGAUAAAACUUCAAAGGAGCUAGGAUAUGGUGCUGUCAAGUACGCAGAUUUGAAGAACAAUAGACUCACUAAUUACACAUUUAGCUUUGAUCAGAUGCUAAGUGUUAAGGGAAAUACUGCUGUAUAUCUUCAGUAUGCUCAUGCUCGUAUUUGCUCCAUUAUAGGGAAAUCUAACAUCGAUGUAGAAGACCUAAAAAUGAAUGCGAGCAUUUCUCUUGGCCAUCCAGAUGAGCGUGCCUUGGGGCUGCAUCUUAUCCGUUUUGCAGAGGCUGUUGAAGAGGCAUGCAAUGAACUCCUUCCAAGCGUUCUAUGUGAGUACUUAUACAACUUAUCUGAAAUGUUCACAAGGUUCUACACCAGUUGCCAGGUGGUAGGAUCAGAGGAGGAGCCAAGCCGGGUGCUGCUCUGCGAAGCGACUGGGAUCGUCAUGAGACAGAUCUUCCAAUUUCUCGGAAUCACACCCGUUUACAAGCUGUGAUUGGCCGAUGUUUAGCCUUCACCUCAUGUACAUAUAUACAUCUGUGUUCCCACAGGUCCCUUUCCCAUGCUUUCUGUUUUCGUCCUUGUGUAGCCUGGUUGGCACCGGCCCUUAUAUUUGGGUCGAUUGCCCCAUUUGGGAAUUCAAGCAUGUUGAAACUCCGUAGCAAACGAUGGUCGAAACAUGUUUUUGCCUC
Molecule: messenger RNA, 2167 nt
Organism: Lolium rigidum
Lineage: Eukaryota; Viridiplantae; Streptophyta; Magnoliopsida; Poales; Poaceae
Product: arginine--tRNA ligase, cytoplasmic-like
Exons: 17
Coding region: 1-1971 (656 amino acids)
Biological process (GO): arginyl-tRNA aminoacylation
Cellular component (GO): cytoplasm
Molecular function (GO): ATP binding; arginine-tRNA ligase activity
Source: RefSeq, a predicted model, not a curated record